Molecule: messenger RNA, 488 nt
Organism: Nymphaea colorata (pocket water lily)
Lineage: Eukaryota; Viridiplantae; Streptophyta; Magnoliopsida; Nymphaeales; Nymphaeaceae
Product: histone H4
Exons: 1
Coding region: 80-391 (103 amino acids)
Biological process (GO): nucleosome assembly
Cellular component (GO): nucleosome
Molecular function (GO): DNA binding; protein heterodimerization activity; structural constituent of chromatin
Source: RefSeq, a predicted model, not a curated record
GUCUACGAUCUCGGAAAUUCCAUAGAAAAAGCGAAGCCGAUCUUAUUUCUUGAUAAAAGAGGAGAAGAAGAAAGGAGAAAUGUCUGGCCGGGGAAAGGGCGGGAAAGGUCUGGGCAAGGGAGGCGCCAAGAGGCAUCGGAAGGUCCUAAGGGAUAACAUUCAGGGCAUCACCAAGCCGGCGAUCCGGCGGCUGGCCCGACGUGGAGGAGUGAAGCGUAUCAGCGGCCUGAUCUACGAGGAGACUAGGGGCGUCCUCAAGAUCUUCCUGGAGAACGUCAUCCGAGACGCCGUUACCUACACGGAGCACGCUCGCCGGAAGACGGUCACCGCCAUGGAUGUCGUUUACGCGCUCAAGCGACAGGGCAGGACCCUCUAUGGUUUCGGUGGUUGAGUUGCAUCUCUUUGUUGCUUUCACUGUUGAACUGGUGACUAAAAGAAUGUUAUCGAUUUGCUACUGUCCGAUGUGAAAUACAAAUCGGUUUACGUCA